Messenger RNA from Chaetomium globosum CBS 148.51, 1596 nucleotides. RefSeq lists its product as uncharacterized. Bases 1 to 1596 code for a protein of 531 amino acids. Gene Ontology annotation, biological process: SCF-dependent proteasomal ubiquitin-dependent protein catabolic process. Gene Ontology annotation, molecular function: protein binding. Gene Ontology annotation, cellular component: SCF ubiquitin ligase complex. The transcript is spliced from 2 exons. The record is from RefSeq and is a predicted model, not a curated record. NCBI's taxonomy places the organism in Eukaryota, Fungi, Ascomycota, Sordariomycetes, Sordariales, Chaetomiaceae.
AUGGCCGACUCCGAUGUCAUCCACGAGGCUCCGACGACAUCACCGAGCCCCGCCCUCUCGGACAAUGCUCCAACUAACGAUGGGGGCAUCGAAAAUGGGGCAGAACCGCGAUCGAAGAGGAGAGGGCGGGAUAGGCUGCUUCGUAGCCUUCAACGCAUGCAGUCCUCUUCCUCCCUAAACCGCCUCGGCCGUUCCAGAUCCGCAAGCAGUCCUUACAGCAGGUCUGGCAACCUUUCUUGCAUCAGCCUGGCCUCCACCGCCUCUCCGUUCGGCCAGCCGAGUGCGGGGUCCUACUUCUCGCAGUCGUCCGCCGCCGCGAGCUCGAGCGCCCAUACGUCGAUUCCGGCCAGUCCGAUCGCCGAGUCGCCUGCUCAUGAGGGACUCGAGUCGGCGCUGGCCAAUCGACCAGUAGGCUUCACUGCACCCGCCCCGGCCACGAUCUCCCUGCCAACAAAGGUCAAGAAGAGGCUAAACGGAUUUAGUCUUUGGGCGGACAUGCCCCACGAGCUCAAGAUCUACGUCCUCUCGUUCCUUGGGCCGAGAGAAUUGGUGCGGGUCUCGCGAAUCUCCCGAGAGUUUCACAAGAUGUGUUUUGACGGCCAGCUAUGGACAAGCUUUGACGCCUCCGAGUUCUAUAGGGAGAUACCCGCGGGAUCACUGGCCAAUAUCAUUGUCUCAGCCGGGCCAUUCGUGAAGGACCUUAACCUCAGGGGCUGUGUUCAGGUGGAACACUACCAACGGGCUGAGGUGAUGGUGAAAGCGUGCCGGAACCUGAUAAAUGCGACGCUGGAGGGAUGCCGGAAUUUCAAGCGUUCGACCCUCCACAUGCUACUCAAAUCUAAUAACCGGCUCGCCCAUCUGAACCUUACCGGCUUAGACGCGGUGAACAACGCCACCUGCAAGAUCGUGGCCAACUAUUGCCCGCAGCUGGAAGUAUUCAACGUCUCUUGGUGUAAGAACAUGGACGCCCGGGGCAUCGCCUUCGUGGUCGAAGCCUGCCCCAAACUCAAAGACCUCCGGGCCGGUGAGAUCAAAGGCUUCGGUUCCAUCCCGGUGGCCGAAACCAUCUUUCGCACAAACACACUCGAGCGCCUUGUCCUCUCCGGUUGUGAGCACUUGACCGACACCGCUCUGCAAACCAUGGUCCACGGCUCCGAUCCAGAAAUUAACCUUAUCGACAACCGCCCGCUGGUCCCGCCCCGGAAGCUCCGCCACCUCGACCUGACCCGUUGCACCGGUCUCACUGACCGCGGCAUCCUAUCCCUAAGCCACUUCGUACCCUGUCUCGAAGGUCUUCAACUCUCGGGCAUCCACACCCUCACCGACGCUGCCCUGGAGCCCAUAUUAGCGUCUACCCCGCGCUUAACGCACCUCGAGCUGGAGGACCUGACCCAGGUCUCUAACGCCUUGCUCUCCGAACACCUUGCGAAAGCCCCCUGCGCCUCGGGGCUCGAACACCUCAACGUCGGCUACUGCGAGAACCUGGGCGAUGACGGCUUGCUCCCCGUCAUGCGUGCUUGCACGCGCCUCCGCAGCGUCUACAUGGACAACACCCGCGUCAGCGACCUAGUUCUAGCCGAGGCCGCACUCAUGUAG